Molecule: messenger RNA, 804 nt
Organism: Spodoptera exigua (beet armyworm)
Lineage: Eukaryota; Metazoa; Arthropoda; Insecta; Lepidoptera; Noctuidae
Source: the annotation of a GenBank genome assembly
AUGAACUAUAAAGAGGCUCAGAACUCCUACGAAAACAGUCAAUUCGACAAUGUUGUAAGGAACGACUGGAGGGCUAGGAAGAAACCUAAUUUCGGGCAAUGGCGCCAAAACCAAGAAAAUGCGGAAAAUAUGGAGGAGGUUAUCCCUCUGACGACUCCUCGCCCCGAGACCACGGAGACGGUGGAACAGACAUUAGUACCGCGCACUCUCCUCGAGGUGUACCGCCCCACCUUAAGAGAAGACCGCGAUAAUAUUGAACAUGAGGAGUCCAACUUCCGGCCAAGAUGGAGACAAACUAGGCUAAGGCCUCAGAGACCGGGUGCAAACGCUCUGCUAACAUAUUCAUCGACAGGCAAACCACCAAAGAAGGAAUAUAUCGAGACAGACAGAUAUAGGAAUAUAGUCGGACUCCAAAAACGAACACAUAACGAGGAGAAGCCCAAAGGGUGGCACGGACCAGAAUCAGACCAGAGCGUACGGCGCGUGGCGUUCCGCGCGCGCUUCAAAGACUCAAUAGACCAUCGCAUAGAGCUAGAGCUGAAGUUCAGCUGCGAUCGCGGGACUAGCGCAAGAAUGCACCGCGGUCUCGACCUAGAGCAGGAAAAGGAAUUGGGGGGUUUUAAAUCAUGGCACGGACCAGAAUCAGACCAGAGCGUACGGCGCGUUGCGUUCCGUGUGCGCUUCGAAGACCCAAUAGACCAACGUAUAGAGCUAGAGCUGAAGUUCAGCUACGAUCGCGGGGCUAGCGCAAGAAUGUACCGCGGUCUCGACCUAGAGCAGGAAAAGGAACUGGGGCGGUUUUAA